AUGAGCGAGCGGCGCGGGACGCAGUGGAACGGGAGGGGGCGUGCCGAGCAGCCCAGAGUGUGCCGGGAGCGCGGGGGAGGGGAGGCGCCGGGCACGUCAAUGUCACGGCUUAAUAUUUAUCCCUAUAUCAUUGUGUUGCGCCGCUACCCUCCCCGCCUCCUGAGGCCCGGACGUGCAGGGAGACGGGGUCCAGGGGUGCCGGAGGGCGUUCAGGGGUCGCGCACAAGCUGGAGCGGAAGGACUGUGGGUCCAUCCGUGUGGGGCCGCAGAAUGUGGGUAGCAGAGGUGGCUGCCCCAUUCCCCCUCCGGCUAAAGGCCCGGUCCAGUCUGCAGCCGGACGCCCCCGGAGCCCUCUGCACAACAAAGCGCCAGAGUAGGGGCCGCCGCGGCCUCGGCAGGACUUUCACCACGACGGCCGCAUGUCCGGAAUUCCCGGGGCACCUCGGAAUUACCUGCCUCGCAACCGCUGGCCCGCUCGCCUUUUGCCAGGAAUUAAACAAACGGCGCGACCCCCACGAUGAGCGGGUGGAGCGGACCGCGGCGAGAGCAGAGCUUCUGGCACUCACUACAUUCAGAACUUUCCUUAAAAGCCGAGGAAAGAGCCCCCAGGGACUGCCCAGGGGUCUGAGCCAGCCCCGGGCUCCGCAGCGAAGGAAGCGUCGGGGACGUCCCACCCCCGCAGGGAACUGCGCCUGCUGCCCCCGCCGGGCCCCGCACUGCCCUGGCUCUCCCCCCACUCGCCCCCCAGACGGUCGGCUUCGGCGGAGAGAAACGGGAGCAGCAAUGCCUUUUCCCCCCCUCUCCUCCACUUUUUUUUGUUGUUGUUGUUGCUUUCCCACGCUGGCUGAAUGUGACUUGACCCCAUUUCAAAAAAAGUUUGACAUAGUGCUUCAACAUUUCCGCAUUCCUCCGCGACUACAAAGGCUGCAGCCGCCUCCUUCUGCUUUCUGUCUCUGCUCUCUGUCUUCACACUCAAUGAAAUCCUUCAUGCGCCUCUCCCGAAGCCUGCCAAGCACCACAAGGGUCGCCACCAGCACAGCGACAAGAGGCCACACCGGGGACCGCGACUCCCGCGUGUGCGCACACGCAGAUGCGCCCAUAUGCACACGGACGGGCGCGCUGCGGGGACCAGGACUGCUCACUGCGGGGCGUGUGUUUAACUCCAAUAUUUUAAAUUAUAAAAGUAAACUUGGAAACUACAGCAAACGUGCGUCUUCGCGGGGCUCCAAGCCUGGGCACUGGCCGGCUGCGUGCAAUUUUCUGUGUAUAACACGCCCGCAGGAAGCCUGCGUUAACAUUUAUCUCGUGGAGGGGAAGGUGGAGCCCACACCCACACCUCAGCGAGCUGGAGAGGGCGUUUUCGAGGGGGAAAUGCAAGCACAUUCUCCAGCAUGGAGUCCCUAGAGGCAGUGCAUUUUAAACCCUAAAUGUGAAUUAUUAUGUGAGUGUCCGAGUAGAGUUCCAGUUCCGUUUGGAGAAACUGUAUGAGGAGUGUUCCGUGUGGGUGUGUGUGCGUACGGAUACGUGGAAGCAGGAUCUCGGUGUCGUGGGUGUCCCUAGGCUGGGAUCUCCCCCUCUCAUCAGAUAAGGAGAAUCCUCUAGCUCCCCAAAACUGGCCCCCAUAACCAAUCCCGUCUCAGUUCGUAAGGGGUUAACCAAAGCCGAUUCCAAGGAAACACAGGCCCCCCCACCCCCCGCCACCCUCCACUUACCCCACCCACAGUUCUGCCUCGGACCCCGGCCAAUCCCCCAGAUCUCCCCCGGGACCCCCCACCCCGCAGCCCACCCACCCGAGCGCACAGCUCCUCACCUGAGGGGCCCAGUCGCGUCGGGCCUCCCGAGGGGGCUGCGAGUGUCAGUCGGCUCUCCGCACGUGUCCGCGGCCUCGCGGAGCAGUCCACCCCUGGCUGGUUUCUGCUUCCACCUGCUGAUCUCACAGAGCACUGCAAGCUAUUUGGCAUAUGAAGGUCUUGACCUGAGAAAACCAUCUUGGAUAACUGCAGCAAGGAAAAGGAAAAAUGCAACACCUAGGAGAUUUCAGUAAACAGUAGAAUCAUGCCAACCUAAUCUGUGUUAAAAUGCUUGGAAUGUGGGAGCCGCUGAUGAUGCCUCUUGUCUGUGUGUCUGACUGAAUCCUUUCUUUUCUCAGAGCAGCAAAGCAAAGCCUGGGAACCAGGCCAAAUGCCUGCCACUUACCUUAAAUUGAUCAGCCACUUUGAGAUUAAAACCCCUGAAAGCUGCCACACCGUGAAAACAAGGCCUCCUUCACAUUAAAGGCAAAUUGCGACUUUG
Messenger RNA from Pan troglodytes (chimpanzee), 2292 nucleotides. RefSeq lists its product as uncharacterized. Bases 1 to 1404 code for a protein of 467 amino acids. NCBI's taxonomy places the organism in Eukaryota, Metazoa, Chordata, Mammalia, Primates, Hominidae. The record is from RefSeq and is a predicted model, not a curated record. The transcript is spliced from 6 exons.